UCAAAAUGCAAUUAGGCUUAACGAAAAUAUUAGCUACAUCGAUCUUCUAUGUACUGCUCCUUCAUGGCCUCUAAGACAAUCCUCAUCCCUCUCAUCUUAUUCGCCUCCAUUGUUCCUGCAAAUUGUAACUUUGAAGCCGAUGUCCUGUACGGAUGGAAAACCAAGUUGACGGACCCGAGCCAGGUCCUCCAGAGCUGGGACCCGACGCUGGCUAACCCGUGCACAUGGUAUCACAUUACGUGUAAUUCCGAGAACCGCGUCACCAGAGUGGACCUUGGGGAUGCAGGCAUUUCAGGGCCUCUUGUCCCUGAGCUGGGCCUCCUCACUAACCUGCAGUACCUGGAAGUGUAUGGGAACAAGAUCAGUGGAUCCAUUCCAAAGGAGAUUGGGAGGUUGACAAAGCUUGUGAGCCUGGACCUCUACCGGAAUCAUCUCACUGGGUCCAUUCCUACAUCCCUUGGCAAUUUGAAGUCCUUGAAGUUUAUGAGACUGCACAGCAACAAGUUAAGCGGUACCAUCCCGAUAAAGGUCAUCGAUCUUGUUCGUGUGGGCACUCUGCAAGUUCUGAACGUUUCCGAUAAUAAUUUUUCAGGAACUGUCCGUCCCACCAACAUUACAGGAUAUGCAGUGACCACCAUAAUACAAGAUCCAAAGCUCGAAGCUUGACGAUCAAUUUAUUGGAAUCACAUUAACUUAUAAAAUGACAGAUAAUGGGAGGCUCAUAUAGACCCCAUCAUACAUACAUAUAUAUAUUAUGUCACCAAUAAAUUUCGAGUUUCCUAGCUCUCAAGUCCGAUUGUGUAUUUGUAUUGCGUUUCUUCAGUAUCAUCAUAAUGAAGGAGCGAAAUAAUGAAAUGGAAUCCCCCAACAAAGACUUUUUUUUUU
Messenger RNA from Punica granatum (pomegranate), 885 nucleotides. Lineage: Eukaryota; Viridiplantae; Streptophyta; Magnoliopsida; Myrtales; Lythraceae. The record is from RefSeq and is a predicted model, not a curated record.